AGUGUGAUUGGUGAGCCUACAGGAACAUCUAAGAAAUUUUGUGAACAAAUGACAUUAGCUUUAAAACGCUAUUUUUAUAAAAGGUAUGAUAUCAGACUAGCCGAUGAAUCCAUUACAGCAUUGCCCUUGGAAUGGGAAGGCAAAGUGUUGGAGAGGGUGGAUAAGUUUUAUAAAGUACUUUCAAUAGAAUCCAAUCAUUUAAUUAAAGAAGCUGACGUCAUCUUAUGGGCUACACAUUCACAAGGAACACCUGUUUCUACCCUCCUGUUGAGAAAAUUAAUUGAUGAUAAAAUAAUUGAUAUUCAACGACAGCCAGUAUGUAUGUUGGCUAUGGCUGGUAUCUCACAUGGACCCUUCCCAUCUAUCCUCAAAGGAAAUUUAAUAGUCAAGGUCAGUAAGGAUAUGACGUUUUUAUUAUUAUUAUUAUGAUUUAUGAUUUAUGAUUCGAUACAUAAAUAGUAUUUUGAAGCAGAUGCAGCAAGAGAAUUAUUUGAAUUUAUGGAUUCAAGUUCUGAUAUAUCAGUUCAAUUUCAAGAUGCACUCCUAUCUCUUUUAUCACACCCUUAUCUUAAAAUAGUCUUGGUGGGUUCAAUGCAAGAUCAAGUAGUACCUAUUUAUUCUGCUAUCAUCUCAGGUAUCCUUCAUCCUCGAAUAUUACGUGCUCUUUACAUUGAGGGUGAAGUCUAUGAGCCUAAUCAUUUUCUGAUUCGACUUGUUUUAUUUUCAUUUAAACUGUUAAAUCUUGGUUUAUCUGAUCAUGGUCUUUUAAUUCAUCUUAGCCAAGUUCUAGCAGGUAAUUUUUGGCAAGGAGAAGGGCAUUCGAGGAUUUAUGAGGAAUUAGACGUCUUUCUAUUAUCCCUUCAAUAUCUAUUUGAAACUCCCCCUUUUGGAUCAUUUAAAGUCAUCAAAACGACCACCGUCUAUGAUGACAUAAAAAAGGAGUGGAUACUAAAUACGCCAAGGUUACUCAAUAAUCCUUAUCAUUUACCUUGGGCAGUACGUGGUAUCUGGGAUGAUCCACGUAUUUUAAAUGAUCCAAACUUGGCGAAUGAACUACAUCAACUGCAAGCCUUAUUUGACCAAUGGCGCCCUACUACAGCUAAACUAAAAGAAAUUAAAUAUCGUCUAGAGCCAUUAAAGGCAAGAUUAUAGAAGAGGAGAAAAGAAGAAAGAGAGUUGAAGAUUAGAAUGUAUAAUAACCGUCCGCUUUUAUGUAUGUAACAUAUAUAUACAUAUUUAUAUCUUUAAUAUAGAUUAAUCAAAAGAGGUCUUUUUAAAUACCAUAUUGAGAAAAUUUUUCCUAUUUUAUGCAUUGAUGAAUGUUUAUUGGUUAAUAAAUAAUGUGGUUGGCUCCUUUUUUUUU
Messenger RNA from Cokeromyces recurvatus, 1363 nucleotides. RefSeq lists its product as uncharacterized. The record is from RefSeq and is a predicted model, not a curated record. Lineage: Eukaryota; Fungi; Mucoromycota; Mucoromycetes; Mucorales; Mucoraceae. Bases 499 to 1152 code for a protein of 217 amino acids. The transcript has a single exon.